AUGGAACGCGCCACACGCUCCCCGCAGUCUCGCCACCGCAAGCGGCGCCUGCUGGAGGCCACGCAGCAUGUUUCGCCAUCCUCCGAGCGUUUGCUGGUUGAAAAUGUGGCGGCGCAAGUGACGGCGACGCAGAUUACAGUGGGUCUGAGCGAGACUGUCAACGCCUGCGUGCGCGUGUUGCGCAAUGCUAAGAACAGCGUAUAUCUACGAGCGCUGGCGGCGCGAGCUCUUGGGCUUCUGAUGCUGGAGAGUCGAGCACUGGCUGAUCGAUUGCGACUCGAGACCGAGGGACUGGUGGAUGCACUGCUGCAGAUCGUCAGCUACUGUCGAUGUAGUCGUACACAGACAGCAGACACCAGACGCGUGCAUGUCAACUGCUGCCUCGUCAUUUCGCUGCUCAUGCAAGCUCCGUCGCAGCAGCAUCUACAGUUAGUGGUGUCGUUGGACUCGGAUCUGCUGGUCUUACAGCCGCAGCCCACCGAGCGAGAAAGCGCGAACCUUCUACUCACUGUUGCUGGUCGACCGGAAAGCGGGGAUACAAUGGAUGAGGAUGGUCGCAGAGUUAAGAAGAAGAAGAGGAGACAAGCUGUGCCAUCUCCACCUCGAGCUGCGAGGAGCCCAAACCAGCAGUCGCCACCGCGCCAACAGCGCCGCAAGGUCGCAUGGAAUGACGGCAAUGGAUGGACAAUCACCGGCGAUAAUUUGGCUGCUAAUGUUGCUAGGCGGAAAACACAGAGUCGAAUACUCAAGAUGGAGCGCCACCGCCUGGUGACACCGAUAUUUCCUCGCCAGUACCCGCAGGAUACGCCGCUAAAUCCGUUGCCGCUUAUCCAGCCAACAGGAGGUCAUCGUAUGUUUGGAGGAGAUAUGAUAAAGGGGCAAAGAGACCAAGAAGAAGAAAUUCAAGAUUUAAAGCAAGCGGAUGCUUCUCAUCCUCACUCCGCUUCAGAUACACUCUUGCACCCGCAGCAUAUGUUGCAGAUCUUUCGCACUGGUCGAAUGCCACUCGCUUCGCCAGCGUAUUUUCAACAACAUUUACAAAACGAUGACAGAGGUGGGAAGGGUGGAAGACCAGUACCUAAUCGACUUCGAGUUACUCGUUGGGAUCAAUGGAAUAAGGAUCGCCUACAAGAUGAAGAUGAGAGCGAGCAUGACGCCAUGCUGGCCGUAGCUGUGGUGCCAAGAGGUGAUGACACUGGUAGAAAGGGAGAUAGAUUAUCAAACGCCGCUCCAACUAGUCCAACAACCACAAGGCUGAUGUACUUGCGAACUGAAGAGCUUGGACCUGCGACGCCAGCGUUUAAACGUCAGAGAUUGCGACAAAUCCUAAGUUCUCCUGUCGAUUCUAACAAGCACAAUGUAAAACAAUUGCGAGCACUCGCUCAGGAAGUGAAUACAUCGGUAAUGACGUCGCUGGGGUCUGAGAUUGUUCGAGUCCGACACGAGGAAAUCCGUACGCGGCAGGAAAUGCAUUCGAUGAUCCAGCAAGAGCGCGAGCGACUGCCACUCAAGUUUCUCUUUCAGUUACCUGGAGGUGCUGCAUACUGUCGACAUCGAAUGCGGCGUGCUAUGGCGCUUUGGAUACUCGAGUUUGAAGAUAACCAGCGUCGCAUGGCUCUCAUGCAGUGGAAAGCAUUCGUAGAGCACGCACGUUUUCUUGAACGUGGCGAGGAAUAUCAUCGCCAGGCUACUAAAAGGCGUCUCAAAGGCGCCUUUGAGUACGUCCUACGCGGUUAUCAGGAACAAGGACUUCGCAAGUGGAUUGAGAUUACACAAUUACUCAUCUGGCAUGACCGAGACGCUGCAGCGAGGCGCAUUCAAGCGGCAAUCCGGCGGCAUCAGGGUCGGGAGCGUUUCGUUGCAUUGCACCGCCGUCAUCCUUUCGCAAGCCCUGUUUUGCGUGAUGUUUAUCUUGCACCAGCCCGUCCAGAUCUUCUCUUUCGGAUUCCGAGCGAAGUUCGUGAACACAGGCGAAAGCUAUGGCGAGCAGCUGACCGCGUGCAGUGUGCGUAUCGCUACCGUCGGUUCCGUAUUGCACUCACUCGCUAUCGGGCUGCAGCCGUUAGAAUCCAGGCGUUGCAACGUAUGCGUGCAGCUCGUUACAGGUAUCACCACAUUCGGCGACAAAUUGUCCUGGUGCAGGCGCGUGUCCGAAUGCGUUUUUGUCGCGACGUGUUCUUAGUCCUUCGGAAUGCGGCGCUGCUGGUUCAAGCAGUUUUUCGCUCCGUGCGAAUGCGACGACUACGUCGAUUGGUUCUUUGUGCUCAGCGAAAAGAAAACGAGCGUGCGUUGUCCAGCUCCGUGCUACUUCAACGGGUUGCUCGUGGAUUUCUGGGAAGAAUUGCUACUCGUGAACUUCGACUUGUCCGUGACCAGGAGUGGCAUGCUGCAUUGAUCUUUCAACGUUGCUGGUACAGGCGAAAUAACGAGUGGUCAACAUUCCUGUUACUUGGAUGCCUGCGUGAAAAGGAAAACGAAGAGCGGGCAUUCGAUUCCCAGGUACUGGCCUAUAAGCGCAAUCACAUGGCGAGGAGAAUUCGCCGCACGUGGCAGGCAUAUCUAGCUGCGAAGCGGAACAAAGCUGCAGGACUCAUUCAGCGAAAUGUUCGUCGGCGUUUAGCCCAUCACUGUGUCGAGCUCCUGCGUCGUCAAAAAAUGGCACAUCGACGAAUCAAAUGGUUCUUUCGUAUCCAUCACGCUCACCGUAUUCGCACAGCAAGUUAUCUACAGUUUUGGUGGCUCAAGUCGGUUCCAGGACGAUUUCGACACCAUUUGUUUGUCCGUCGAAUUGAGGAAGAACUGGAAGACAGGCGUCGUACGUUUGAACUGGAGAAGAACGCCGCAUCACAGAUACAAGCAAUUGUCCGAGGGCACAUCGCUCGGCUGAUCGCAUUACGCGAGCGCUCUGCUCACUCGAUCCAGCGGGCGAUUCGAGUUCACUUCAUGCGCAAGCAUUUCAAGGAAGAGAUGGCUCGCAUUAGAAGUCUGGUUUCGAGUCAAACCGCGGACUGUUGCAUUGAUACAGCAAUCUUUAAGAUGGUCAACGCCACGAUGAAGCUGCACAACGCUUCAGCGUGUGCGAUUCAGCGCAUUUUUCGUGGUUGCCACUGCCGAAUGCGCGUGAUGAGAGAGAUCGUUUACAUGGAGUUACGAGCACGUAUGGCAGUGCGUAUUCAGCACAAGUGGCGGCAAAAUGCGCAUCAACGGGCAGCACGAAAGCUGUUGCAAGCUCAGCAGCGCAAGCAAUCGAAUCCAUUCCGAACGGAAACAUCCAUGAGUCUCAUUGUCAACAAAAUGCUGUCUGCGUCAGCUGUAUUCUACGAUCCAGACGAUGAACUUCGAGGGAUGUCAGUACAAGAAUGGCUGCGUCGACUAGGUCUAGGUGCGAAGUACGGCGAAUUGUUCCAGAAGAAUCGUUGGAUCGCCUCAGUCGACUCGCUCGAAGUAUUGACGCGACUUCGUGCGCUGAACUUCGACGCGUGUGAAGAUAAACUCGAGAGCAUUGGGAUCCAUGACUCUGAGGAUACGCACAUGAUGUUAACCAACUUGCUCGCUUAUCAGACGAUUCAGGACACAAAAAGACGGCGCAAGGAGUUGGCGCUGGCCCGAGAAAAGCAAGAGCUGCUGAAGCGAAAUUGUGACUUCGCUCAAAAGCACCUCCACGCGUGUAUUGACGCCCAGCAGAAGUGCAGCGAUGCUCUGGAUGAUGCACUUCAAGAGGCGAAGGAGUUCCGGAAUCCACCUAAAGCGUUACGUGAUAGACAAGCUGCUCGUUCUCGCGAGCUUGAGGACGCUGCCAAAAGGUCAACUGAAGCUCAUGAAAAAUGGGAAUUGUCCACAGCAUUACAAUCUGCACAUGCACGUGAGGUUGCCAUAUCUCAGCAACAGCUCGUCUCACAACAAGAAUCCAAGGAGAUCUCAGCCGUACACAGUCUACGCAGUCUGACACUCAUCGACCAGCUCAAUGUAGCUCGCGAGAUCUUUCUGGAGCGGUUUCCUGGCUUGGAUGCUCGCGCGCUCGCAUUUGUCAGCGCUCUCGAGGAGAACCAAGUUUCGAGAUGGCAGCUUCAGCGCUUCUUCGACACAUACACUACUGUCUUUGAGGUAAAGCAGCAUGUGAACGUGCUCACGUUCUUCUCUUUCGAGACUGAGGUGAAGAAGCACAAUCAUGUGAGAUUCGGCCAAUGUGCAGACAUUUUACAGUAUGGUCUUGAGCGGCUAGCUGAGCUGCUUGGGGUUUCCAUGGAGAUGAUGGUACUUGGGGUUAAAGAUGCCGAUGGAACAGGCGGUGGUAGACACAGCUUCAAGGAGCGCUUGAUGCUGGAGCAAAUUAUUCUUGAUACGGUUGCAGCGUCCACUAGUGCUCGGGGAAAUCAAGAAAAGGCUCGGAUAUGGCGAGUGGGGGCUGCUACUAUUGCCAAAAUGAACGCAAUAGCCACGAAAAUACAGAGUCUGUGGCGUCGACGAGCUCAGAGCAAGUUAGUUGCUGAACUCCGGGUCAAUCAACGCCACAAACAAGUUCGCGAGCAGUAUGUUGCCGAGUUUCAUACUGACCACGUUACACCAUUUUGGCAGUCGGAGCGCAAGAAGGAGCAGGAAGCACUGGAUGCUUGGCUGGAGGAAGAGACAAGGACACACCGAUUACGACAGCUAUAUAACAUCAUACGUUAUCCCUACAUUGAGGAAUGGGAUGACGAGACGCAGGCUUACGUGUAUGCAAUUUAUUUGCAAAUUGAAGACUCGACAGUACCACCGGGUGAAGAAGACCAGCAGACAUUUGAAGUAGCUCAGACCAGGUACUACGUCACUGGCAAACCCACUUACACUAUUGAGGAGGAAGAUGUGGCCAUCAGAAUUCAAGCCCAAACACGUCGCUUCCUGGCUCAGCGCCAUUUACAAGAGCUGCAGCGCUUACGCCGUCGUGAGCGGCGGCGUGUUGCACUAGAAACAGAAUGGAAUAGCUCUCGGCAAGAGCGAGGGCAAUUGCUUACGCUCAGAAUCCAGUUCGAGCUUCGCAACAAUUUACAAGUGAGGACCUGGUUGGGUUCACGAGUGAAGCCUAAGCCUCCUAAGCCAACUGUAGUGUCACCGACCAAGCGUGAUAGCAACAACAGAAAGGUGUUCGAUCUACCCACAGCAGCAAAGAUAAAGUCUCCAACGAAGGCUGCACAGAAAGAAGACACCAUAAAGACCAAUGAGGCUGACGGGGAAAAAGCAAAACGGCGUGUUCGAGUGCACGCUGCUUUAAAUGUCGCUAUUGACGCCCUGGCACCUACCUACCAUGACAGUGUGCGUGCUGAACAUCGCCGCAACUGUAGUUUCCCGCCGAACUCACGUCCUGGCAACGCACACGGCCGUGCUAUCAUUCGUCUAUUGGAAGAUCUACCCACUUUCUAUCGUUUAACUGCGCCUGAAUUACAAGUUGCGAGCAAGCUACCAUUCACUAAGAUGGCUCUACGGUUUGGUUGGGAAGAAGUGCUGGCAAAAGCGGUGCCAGCGGUUAAUACGCGCAAUGCUUCACGAUCAUAUUAUUUCAACAAGAACACUCUCGAGACAUCAUGGGAACGUCCCGAUUAUUCCUUCAACGAGCAGGUCGCAGCUAUUCGAAUCCAAGCGCUUGCUCGCAUGCUCUUGGCCAUCAACGCGCGUGUGAGGGAACUUGCUGCUAUUUCGUUCGUGACUACCAUUCAGGAUACCGUCAAACAAGCAGCACGAGUCGGUUGGGUGGGCUAUUCACUCGAGGGUGUGACGUCAGCUGUGUUUUUGAGUAGGUUUGGCCUCACCAAGUACGUCACGUCAGCGUUGGGCCAAUCCCCACUGAAGGAACUAUUGGCCACAGUAUCGUCCGAGGAAAAGGUCAAGAGCCUUGGCUGGAGCAAGGAAGAAGUUAGUCUUGUGUCGUAUUUUCCCCGAAUCCUGUCACGCAGAUUCCCACGAAGCUGCUCGAGAGAGACAUCUGUUCCUGCCAACGUUAAACACCCGUUCAAUAUUCUACCAAGUGAGCGUGUGAUCUCGCAGCUCGUGACCCAGAGUUAUCCAAACCAGCAAGGGCGGGUUGCUGGCCUACUCCGUGCGUUGCGUAACUCGACGACUCCAAUCUCAUAUCGACAGCUAGAGAUGCACCUUCGUCGAUAUGCAGGUCGCCCCGAUGACGCAAUCGCUAAUGUUGGCGAAGUCGCCUCACUUGUGACAAGCACACGGGAACCACAAGAGAAGGCGAUCUUCGUGUUGUAUCUCCGUUGUGCUGAGCGCUGCGUGGUGUAUGCCGCCAAUCUCAAACUUAAAACACUUCAGCGAGAACUCUCGACUGUGUUACGAAUGCCCCGACGCUUAUUGUCAUUCCCAGUUUCAUCGCAGUCGCCUGUACGUGACGAGGAAAUUAUCGGAACUGCUACGUCAAUAGCUGCCAUGCCAGUCGUUCCCAUCUCUCCUGCAGAGGAAGAAGGAUGGCUGCAGCAAGCUAUGUCUAGAUAUCCAAGUCGUGCUGUCAAAGGCCUUUGGGAGAAUGAGGUGAAAUCAUCGUUUUCAUAUGCCCAAAUGGCUCUCUAUCUGCGCGAAGAAGCACUUGAGCGCGUGCUUGUCUGGGAGCGCGCUGCUCUGCUGUGUCAGACAGCGUUCCGUAUGCUGCGUGUGCGUCGUUGGUAUCUCGCUAUCCAAGAAGCGCGUGCAAGAGCAGCAACCAUUAUCCAGUGUGCAUGGCGAGCAUUGGGUGCGCGGGAAGAGCGUGCAUUGCUGGAGUCUCAACAGCAGUCACCGUAUGAGCAACGCCUGGAGAAACGCACGAAUACCUUCUACUUCGUCUACAUCCCUACUGACGAGAAAUUGCUCGAGGAACCUCGAGACGAAGUCACCGGUGGAAUUCUGCCGUAUCGUCCCAUGGUGCAGGAUCGUCUUACAAAAGGAUGGAUGUUGGCUUGGCCACACUUCACGCCGGCUUCUCGGAGAGCCCGGACAACUAAACCAGUACCUGGUGCUGAGACUCCAUGGGUCGCUUGUAGUCUUUGCACUGCGGAACGCGCAGCUCGCCGCUGUAAUGAAUGCUACUCAGCCACCGGCGACUAUGUGGAUUUCUGUCUCGCGUGCUUCUACGACCGGCAUUUCUCCACUGCAGCAGCAAAUUCCGGUAGCUCUGAAGACUUGAGCUGGCACACUUACACGGCGUUGAAUCCUUUGCGCACGCCAUUCUUUCGAUGUGUUGAGUGUACCAGACCAUCGAAUCUUCGUUGCUUGCCUUGUAAUGAGCAUUACUGUGAGCGCUGCUUUACUCGUGUCCACGCUCGAGGCAAAACACGGUCACGCCACGCGCGUGAUUGGUAUGCAGCCCAUGCUGCUGCCUGCAUCGAGUGUGAGAUGCGAGUGGCCAGCCAGCGAUGUCUCACUUGUCAGGAUGCACUGUGCGAAACAUGUAUGGCUCGCACACACGCUCGCGGUCGACGUGCAGACGGCAAGGCGCACUCGGUGGAGUUGCUUCCGCAACCUCUAGAGCCUGGUGAUGCUUAUUGCGAGCAGUGUCACGCACGCCGCGGUGAUGAACGUUGCGAGUUCUGUGGCUGGACACUCUGUGCAGUCUGUCACUGGAGCUCUUCAUCUUCAACUGGUGUUCGUAGUAGUCGACAUGCCCUUGUGUGUGUGGAGACGGCUUUAGCUGAAAAGCGACGCGAGUUGCUGGGCGAUCGAGGCUUGUGUGUAGAAUGCGGCAAAGCUGCCGACCGUGAAUGCGUCACGUGCGGAGAUAGCUACUGUAGCGUCCGAUGGAUGGGGAACGCUGGAUGCUUUGAACGCUUCCACAUCAAGGGAAAACGCUCCGAUCACACGUUCACGAUGGUCGAAGUGCCGACACAAAUGCCGCCAGAGAUACUGGCGCUUGAAGAACAGGUUCGUGUGAAACGACGACGCGAUGCCGAAGUGGCUGAACACGAAGCUAAGAAACUAGCAGCAGUUCUUCUUGAAGAGGAAGGACCUGCAAUGAAGAAGACGGCUAGGGCACGCCAAAAGAAGAGCAAAAAGAAGAAGCGUUCACCGGCGGACGCACCUGACGGGAAGAAGAAUUGUGCUGUCUCGCAGUGUCGACACCGUGCGAUUGUUCUCGACAUUCCUGGAUUAUCGUACUGCGCCGAGCAUUUCACUCUUCAGCACGCGCUUGAGGCUGCUGGGAAAGAUCCUCUGGAAGCUGCGCGGUUGCUGACGCUGGUCGAAAACGGCGGUGGGCGUGUUGUAAAAAGCCACAAGGCAGGGUGGAGGAAAAUCUUGUCGGGGCAUUUCUUCUCACGUAAGUAUCGCAUCGCCAAGAAACCUCGGAAGGUGAAAGAGACCUCGACAAGCUAUCAGGCAGAAUCCUCGACCACUACGACAACUUGA
Molecule: messenger RNA, 8358 nt
Organism: Phytophthora infestans T30-4
Lineage: Eukaryota; Oomycota; Peronosporomycetes; Peronosporales; Peronosporaceae
Exons: 5
Coding region: 1-8358 (2785 amino acids)
Biological process (GO): spindle organization; establishment of meiotic spindle localization; mitotic cell cycle
Cellular component (GO): spindle pole
Molecular function (GO): protein binding
Source: RefSeq, a predicted model, not a curated record